AUGUGUACUGUUGUAUCAGUCUGCUUUGAUUGUGGUGCAAAUAAUCCGACGUGGGCUUCGAUAACAUACGGGAUAUUUCUCUGUGUCAAUUGUUCAUCUGCUCAUCGAAAUCUCGUUGUUCUUCCCAGUUUCGUGAGGUCAACAACUACAGACUCAUGGAGUGGUGAGCAGCUCAAGUCGAUGAUGCUUGGUGGCAACAACCGCGCUCAGGGGUUCUUCAAGAAAUAUGAAUAUUGGACCAACGCUGGUAAUAAUAUGAAGGCUAAGUACACUUCACCAGCUGCGUAUUUGUAUAAGCAGAUUCUUGCUAGAGAAGUUGCUGAAGACAUGAGAAAAGAAACUACGACUGGUCCAGCAACUAAUAACAGCGGAAUUGAAGCAUCAGCUGGUUCAUCUAUUGACCGUCAUUCUAAGGACAAUGACGACUUGAAAUCUGAAAUAGAAGGAAGAAGAAGCUCGAAAACGAAGGAGAAGCCCGAAACUUUGGGCUCCGCUAUCAUUGGCGGUCUAAAAGGAAAAGUAAAAGUGAGUUUAAAUGUGAUAAGAUAUUUGACUGUUCCUACUGUUUGCAAUGGACAGAAACUUCGUGGCAAAGAUGCCGAAGCCAUCCCUUGGGCCACCCGAAAGGAAUGGGUCGACAAUAUCCGUGGCCGAGUCUUAGCAGCUAUAUAUCGGGUUGAUGCGCAAGGGAAUCGUAAAGAUCAAGUUGCAAAGCUGCGGAAUGAUACGAGGGACAUGUUGGAAGUCUUAGUAAAUAAGAAGGUUAAAAGGAUCAAGAUUGAUUAA
Molecule: messenger RNA, 786 nt
Organism: Brassica napus (rape)
Lineage: Eukaryota; Viridiplantae; Streptophyta; Magnoliopsida; Brassicales; Brassicaceae
Product: ADP-ribosylation factor GTPase-activating protein AGD10-like
Exons: 6
Coding region: 1-786 (261 amino acids)
Biological process (GO): COPI coating of Golgi vesicle
Molecular function (GO): GTPase activator activity
Source: RefSeq, a predicted model, not a curated record